Trichophyton rubrum CBS 118892 is the source of this 2010-nucleotide messenger RNA. Its product is annotated as methionine-tRNA ligase. Gene Ontology annotation, molecular function: ATP binding; methionine-tRNA ligase activity. The coding region runs from base 211 to 2010 and encodes 599 amino acids. Gene Ontology annotation, biological process: methionyl-tRNA aminoacylation. NCBI's taxonomy places the organism in Eukaryota, Fungi, Ascomycota, Eurotiomycetes, Onygenales, Arthrodermataceae. The transcript has 3 exons. The record is from RefSeq and is a predicted model, not a curated record. Gene Ontology annotation, cellular component: aminoacyl-tRNA synthetase multienzyme complex; cytosol.
GUGCCGGAGUUUAUGCAGCAUGUUUGAGGGCUAGGUGACACCGCACUUGCAAACGCCCGGCUGGGGAGAACAAACACCCAGAGGAGGCCGGCCAGCGACAGCGACAGCUUCGCUAUUCCAACAACUUCCCACUGCCCUCAAAAGACAUCGUUGGUCUUUCGCAGGUCUCCUACAAGCACCCUAGACGGGCUCGAGGCUGUUCCCAUCAUUAUGGCUGGUGGCACCGUUCUUCCCGUGCCUGGCCAGCGGAAUAUCCUUAUUACCAGCGCUCUACCGUUUGUGAACAAUGUCCCACACCUUGGAAAUAUAAUCGGGUGUGUCCUUUCUGGGGAUGCAUUCGCGAGGUACUGUAGAGGACGCGGUAUCAACACUCUAUAUGUCGGUGGGGCGGAUGAGUACGGCACCACAACGGAGGCAAAGGCCCUGGCAGACAAUUGCACGCCACAAGAACUCUGCGACAAAUACCACGCGAUUCAUGCUGAGAUAUAUGAGUGGUUCAACAUCAGCUUUGAUAUCUUCGGCCGCACCACAACGCAACUCCAGACCGAGAUUACCCAGGACAUCUUCUUGAAGCUGGAGAAGAAUGGGUUCUUGGAGGAGCGCAUGACUACCCAGCUGUACUGCGAGGAGCAUCAUUCAUUUCUUGCAGAUCGCUUUGUGGAAGGCGAGUGCCCCGGCUGUGGCUAUACCGAUGCCCGCGGCGACCAGUGCGAUCUCUGCGGCCAGCUCUUAGAGUCCCUGCAGCUCAGAAAUCCGCGUUGCAAAAUUGACGGCUCUACGCCUGUCACCAGGGACACGAAGCACAUUUUCUUGGAGUUGGAUAAGUUGCAGGCCAAGGUCGAAAAUUUCUUCCGUGACUCUACUACGAACGGUUCGUGGUCGAAUAACGGCGCUAUCAUCACUGCAUCUUGGCUCAAAGAAGGACUGAAGCCACGCAGCAUUACCCGAGAUAUUAGCUGGGGAACAAGAGUUCCAUUGUCGGGCUAUGAAGACAAGGUCAUAUAUUCAUGGUUUGAUGCUUGUAUUGGAUACGUAUCUAUCACUGCUCGCUAUACCGACCAGUGGAAGAGAUGGUGGCGUAACCCCAAAGACGUUCAGCUAUAUCAGUUCAUCGGCAAAGACAAUGUUAUCUUCCACUCCGUGAUAUUUCCUGCCUCGCAAAUUGGCACGGAGGAUACCUGGACAAAACUCCAUCACCUGUCCACGACAGACUACCUGACUUACAAGGGCGGGAAAUUUUCCAAGUCUCGUGGUAUUGGGGUCUUUGGAGACUCAGCCCAGAAGACUGGGAUCCCUGCUGAUAUCUGGCGCUGCUUCUUGCUCUCCCACCGCCCGGAAACUGGUGACAGCGAGUUUACCUGGGACGCAUUUGUCAAUUGCAACAACAACUUGCUCCUCAAAAACUUGGGCAACUUCGUCAGCCGUGUUCUGAAAUUUGUCAACUCACGGAGAGACUCCUUUGCUACUUUCAAGGGAGAGAUCAACAGGCUCCUCACUCAAUACAACCGAGAGCUUGAUGCCGUCAAGAUUCGCUCAGCUUGGUCGACGGUUCUCCAGAUAUCCCAGCAGAGCAAUGGAUUUUUGCAGCUGAAUAGGCUGGACAACAGCCUUGCAGAAAAUGAACCGUCUAAAUGUGCGGCAGUUAUUGGCAUAGCCACCAACACUGUCCACCUUCUUGCGUCACUUAUUGCCCCAUACAUGCCGGACACAGCCAAUUCCAUCAACGCACAGCUCCGCGCUGAUCCACUUCUCAUCCCAGACCGCUGGAAUGCAGAUUCUAUCAAGCCUGGUCAUGAGAUUGGCAGGGCCGAGCACCUGUUCACUCGUAUCAAGCCAGAAAGGGCAGAUGAAUGGCGAAAGAUGUAUGGCAGCGACGAGACGAAAAGGGCCAAGGAGGAGGAGAUUGCAAUAAAGGCGAAGCGAAAGACGAUGACAAAGGUUGCGAGGUCAGGGAAGCCAAACGAAUCGUGCAAUAUCAACAAGGAAGAAGCUGCGGUGCCCAAGGGUUGA